AAUUUGUUUUGGACUCGUCACAGAUUCUGCCAGGUAUUGUGAAGAUGAGGAAAUAUCCGUGUGUUAGAUACAAGAAUUUGUAUUUAGAGUCGUAUAUGUUGUAAUGGAAACAUUAGCUCUGUAGCGCUAUUAAUAUGAAAUAGAAAAAUUAACAGCCAAUAUGUGAACUGGAGAAAAUGGUGAAUGUAAUAUUUACACCAUAAAUGGUGUGUACGUACGUGAAAAAAGAUUUUUACCAGGACUGUUAAUUAUAAAUUAUAAGAUGUCUGAAGAAAUGAUGCAGAUAUCACAGGAAGGCAAUGGUGGUAAUCAGUCAAUUGUUUGGCAGCUUCCGUCUGGGAACUAUGAGAAUAGAACUGGUGGCGGCAUGCAGCCAAGUGGUCCCACGCUUGCCCAACACCUACGUCAUGCUAGUCCUUUACCACAUGGAGUAUUACAGCCUAGGGAGGCCCCACAACGUCACCACUUACCCCAUACACAGGUCACUGCCCCACAUGUGGUGCCAGGAGCUAGUGACCCCAACAAUGGACAGAGGCCCACUGACCAACCAUUUGUAAUUGACUUUGGUUCGGUGUUCGAUCCAACCUCGGCCAAUGUGGGCAGCAUAAACCUUCAGAGUCUGCAACAAAUGGCUCCAGAACAUUUUCAGUUGGCAAAUAUGGGUGGUCAUGAUGAAAAUCAAAACACAGGCCCUCAGAACAACGGACAACAUGGUCACCAACAUGUUGUGCAGGGUAUGGACAAUAUGGACUGGAGUAUAUUCCUUCUCAACUCUUUACUCUUCAUCAUCAUUCUGGUCAUCAGAAUUGUCUCGGAUCAUCUAUUAGGUAUGCUGGUUUUUGUUGGACUCGGAGGAACUUUCUUCUACGCCAACAUGUUUUUCAAAAAGAUUGUGCAUGAGUCAUCUUUACGGGAUGCUAUGCUACACAAUGUACUGCUGUCAUAUUUCUGGAUCGUCAUGUUCUUGACUGCCAACAUAGGCUGUGUGUACUACGUAUUCCAGGAGCAGGAACUCUGGAAUGUGUUGAUGUUUCAGUUGCCUGCGAAAUGGGAUGGAGACAUUUGGAUAUUUUUCUGGGCAGUGUGUGUCAAUGACUUUGUGCUGAAAUAUGUUACUGUGAUAAUUAAAGCCUUCUUCUCUAUGGCACCGAUCAAACCAAAGAACAGGGGAAAAUACUACAUGUUUGUGGAACAUGUCAUGCAGUUAUAUAGAAUGGUUAUACCAAUUGUACCUUGGUUCCACUUCCUGUCUGAUGGACUUUCCUGGGUGUUUGCUGCUGGCCUGCUCUGCUUUUACUUCUUAUGCAAGGGAUAUCAGUUGUUUUUUAAAGCCAGAGAUGUGCGGAAUGCUUUUUUGAAACUUUUACGAGAAAAGACAUAUGGUAUUAAACCGAACAGCUCAGAUUUAAAAACAAGAGGUGACGGUUGUCCCAUUUGUCAGGAUGACUACAAAGACCCAGUCAUGCUUGAUUGCAAGCAUAUUUUCUGCGACGAUUGCGUGGCUGUGUGGUUUGAUCGGGAAAAGACAUGUCCAAUGUGUAGGGCACAGAUACACACGGACAAUUCCAUGUGGAAAGACGGCUCAACCAGUAUCCAUGUACAAUGGUACUGAAGUGGUAAGGACGCCUCAACCAGUGUCCUUGUACAGUGGUACUGAAGUGGUAAGGAUGCCUCAACCAGUGUCCUUGUACAGUGGUACUGAAGUGGGAAGGGCGCCUCAACCAGUGUCCUUGUACAGUGGUACUGAAAUGUGAAGGACGCCUCAACCAGUGUCCUUGUACAAUGGUACUGAAGUGGUAAGGACGCCUCAACCAGUGUCCAUGUACAGUGGUACUGAAGUGGUAAGGACGCCUCAACCAGUGUCCAUGUACAAUGGUACUGAAGUGGGAAGGACCGCUCGAUCAACCAGUGUCCUUGUACAGUGGUACUGAAGUGGGAAGGACGCCUCAACCAGUGUCCUUGUACAGUGGUACUGAAGUGGUAAGGACGCCUCAACCAGUGUCCAUGUACAAUGGUACUGAAGUGGGAGUGUUGGGGAAAUCAAGUGCCCUCAUUUGUACUGAACUUAUCUUGUGAAAUCAGUAGUGUCGUACAUUGGUUUUGAACAAAUAACUUAAGAAUGCCAGAAAUUUAAUUUUGCUAGUGUGAAUAACAUGUGAUCAUGAUUGGUAAUUGUAAGCAAGAGAUAGUGCCAAAAGCAUGAAGUAGUUCCUCUGAAUGUAUUGAUAUCUAAUGUUUUAUUUUGUUGAAAAUUUCUUUUCUCUCCACUAGACAUUUUAGAAAAUAUAUAUCAGCAAUCUUGAAGGUUUUCACAAUACAGGAAAUACUAUCUGUAGAUUUUUAAAAAAUAUUUGGAAACAGAUUUGUCAGUUGGAAGUAAUUGAGGCAAAUUAUAAGUUCUUGAAUAGAAACUUCAGGAAACUUGCUUUCCAUCUUACCUGAAUGUGGUCACUAACAUAUGCCGUAAGUACUGUACAUACAACCUGCAUUCUAACUUGCUCGACUGUCAUCAUUAACAUAGUACUGUAUACAGAAUUGAUUUUGCGUUUAUUAUCCCGCUUAUAUGAGAAAUUCACAUUUUUUGCCGUGUUAAGUUUGCAGUUUUAUGAUGAUUAGGUCUGUAGUGUUACUUAGCUAGAAAUGUUUUCUAUCAAGUUGAGGUCAUGAAUGAAACUUUAUCCAUCAAAAAAAAUAAAAUAUCUUUAUAAUAGUAAAUAUUAACUGACUAAUUUACAUCUUGUAUAUGGGACAAUUUGUGAUGGUGGUGUUGUUUUUUUCUUCCUUUUUUUUGUGCUUAACUUCUGUCUCAUGUUUAAUUUCCGUGUAUCUGAGUAAGCAGGUCGUGUGGAUGGAAGAGCUUGGUUUAUUAAAGUUCUCGAGUGUUGAGCGGUAUUUAUACAAACUGAUUAAGUGUGAAUUAACAGUCUAAGUGUCAAAGGCAAACAAAUAGUAGAUUGUAAGAUAUCUAAUGUUUUGUGAUGUUUAUAAGUGUCUCUAAAUAUAUUAUUUAUAUUUAUAUGUGUUAUGACAUACUGUUAUCAUGUAAUAUGGAUAUAUGUUAACUCAUUCACCCCUACAUUUUUAAACUGGACUUGCCCAGUCUUUUUUUUGGAGAGUUCAAAUGUGACUUUAGGGGUGAAUGGGUUAAUUUUCUUUCCUCAAUUGCUUAUUUACAUCAUUUAUUACAUUUUGUAGUUCAUUUCGAAAGAAAUAGGACUUAACAAUCAUUGUUAAUUUAGAACACUACAUUUUCUCGCUUUUUGCUGAUAAUCAAUAUAUUGCAAUUUUACAAACAGGAAUAUUCCAUUCAUAUAUUUCAUUUGUUUUCUAACAGAUCUAUCUUCCACAUGUGAUAAACUUUUCAUUUCUACUGAGUGUUUUGCUACCAGCUAUAUUCUAACUGAGCACUGUGUUUCCUUUUAGGUAAUGCAUAUUGGUGCCAAGCAUUAUAAACAUGGAUUGUAAGGAGUUGAUUAGUGAGGUUGUUUAUUAACCCUUUCAGCCCUAUGUAACUUUAGUAGACUCUACUAUGCAUUGAUCUGGAUGAGACCAUUAUGAACUACAGUGGUGAAAGGGUUGAACUUUAUAAGAGUGUUAGUGAGCUGAGGACAGGACCCUGAUUAUUUAAUUGUACAUGUAGCCUUCGAUUGAGGUUGAUACCAGUGUUUAUUAACCCGAGAAAAGACAUAUAGACCUUGACCAUGUCUUUGACCUCAGUCAAAGGCUUCAAUAGUUUAAAUAUAUGUCAUCAAUUUGAAAAAAUUAGAUUAAAACACAACAAAAUAUAUGGAAUUUAAAAGUUUUUAUUAUGUUAUUGUUUGUGAUUCAUACUUUUUACACAAUCUUUUAUAUAAUGACAUGGACAAAAUUGUUUGUCCAGUGGAAAGAAAGCGGGGUCCGACUUUGCUAUAGACAUGAGAUGUCUCAGUUAUUUCACACAAUUGUAGCAUCAGACAUGGCAUUCAUUUUGAAAGAUAUUUUACGGCUUAAAGUCAUUUUCGACUUAAAGUCUUUCUCAGUAGAUUUGAGACAGCUAUAGUAAGCCAGCAUAUUUGUUAAACUGUCCUGAAUUUGACUAAUGAUUAUAGAUAUAUUGUGUAUGGUACUUGGCUCUGUUUGAUUGUGAUAUAGAUAAAUUUAGGGUAAAAUGGUCAAGUACAGUCAAGCUACAUUAAUCCAGCCUCAUCUUAAGGAAUCAGUUUGCAAAUUCAAAAACCCAAGUUAUGCCGCUGCAACAUAGCGUAGAGAAUGCUCCCCUUUUCCUUCGGUCAGUCUGUACCUUGGCUAGAUAUUGUGUUUAGCUCCAUUAUUCGUAAUAUCCCGAAAGUCAUCGAAGCUUCAUGUGGAUAUGUAUCGAGCACUACACCAAAACAUCAAAUGUAGAUCAGUGCAACACACAUUCUGUUGCAAACACUAAAGAAUUGAACUGUGUUGAUUUGGCAUUUACAGUCUAUAUGAAGGACACUGCUUUGCAGUCAAACAUUACAAUGUGCAAUAGAUUUAUUUGCCUGCAAAGCCAUCUCAUUCAGAUUGACUGUAAUUGCAAUAUCAACACAUUCCAGAGCUUAUGUUUACCAUUUUUGGACCAUUUUUAUUCAAUAUCCUAGAAAAUAAUUUGACCUGUGAUUAAAAUGCUGCAUAUAGUUCAAAAUAGUGCAUCUUGUAUGCUAGGUCAAUGACUAGAACAGCCACCUUCCAAUAUUUUGCAUUAAGCUCCAUUUCUCUGGAUAGACUUUGCGUUUUGUUCCAUUUCCAUUAAAGCAGCUGGUCAAGCACAUGUAUAUGUUACACACAUUUUCUAGUCUUUAAAAAACCUCUACGUAUGCUAAGCCAGCUCCCAUAACUCAGCCUCUUUUGCUGGGAAGGAAGUUGGCUGGACUAUCCACUGUGAACGAAAGAGGCUUAAAUAUAUAGUGUACCAGGAAUGAAAGUGGCUGGAUUAUUUGUUGAGAACAAAAGGUGGCUGGAUUAAUGAAGCUUCACUGUUCAUACUUAAGGUUGAUGGGGAUCAAUUUGUCUGUUAUGUUCUGUUUUGACUUUGUUUCUUUGAUCUUCUGCUUUAUCAUACAGUGAUGCAUUAUAUUUAUGUUGUGUUUGAAUAAUUAUCUGAUGUUGCUGAACUGAUGUGAGCUGAUAAGAGGAAAAUAAAAUUUCCAAUAAUCAUAAUCAAGUUGUUGACUUUCU
Molecule: messenger RNA, 5184 nt
Organism: Mizuhopecten yessoensis (Yesso scallop)
Lineage: Eukaryota; Metazoa; Mollusca; Bivalvia; Pectinida; Pectinidae
Product: RING finger and transmembrane domain-containing protein 2-like
Exons: 9
Coding region: 263-1612 (449 amino acids)
Biological process (GO): positive regulation of ERAD pathway
Molecular function (GO): ubiquitin protein ligase activity; metal ion binding
Source: RefSeq, a predicted model, not a curated record